CCCCUUCCCCUCCCUCUCCCACCACGCUACUUUUUCUGUUUUCUUCAUAAACACUUGCUCAAUCGUGCCAUUGCCCCCGUUUGCAUUGUCACGAAAAAUAAAGUACCUAAUGUUGCCCGAAUUGCCUUCGGAGAUCUGGCAUAAGAUCUACUCCAAGCUGACCUUUCGAGAAUGUAUUCGUUGCACAAGAGUGUGUCGUAGUUGGCGAUCAAAGAUAUUGAGUUGGUCCGGAUUGUGGCAUGAAAUAUCCAACGAACAUGGAUACCAAAGCAUAUCCACAUUACAACCCUACACUCCUUAUUUGGUUAGCAGUGCAGUGCAACGGUUCCGCAUUAACACACACGGUGGUCAGCAACGAUCACCGCGUGAUAAGGCUAUCCAUGCUAUGGUAACCUUGAACUUUUUGAUCGAGCACAAUUGUAAUAGCAUUAAAGAAGUGGUUCUUCGGCAACUUCCCAAUUUGGUGACCUUUGUCUACCGCGCGGUGGUGACCCAAACGGACGAGUCCAUUGAGGACGAGCCCUGGUGCUUAUUUGAACCGGGCAUGCACCUGCCACACGAGAACUUGGCAGAACUCACCAUCGAAAUGUUUGGCAACGGUCGACCGAUGUCCAUGCAUCUGCUCUUACACCUGCUCCCCAAGCUCCGCCGAGUGAGUCUCAAUGCAUUAGAUUGCGACGACGCGACUGCCGUGCUACACGCCCUUGCUUACAACUGCCACGUGAUUGAACUCAUCGAGAUCCAUGAUGGCCACGAUGACAACUUUCGAUGGAGUGAAGCACACACGCAUCCUGGCAAAGGCCUUCAGUUCUUGGUGGUCGAUGGGGACGACCGCUUUACAGAUGCAGACGCCUUACACCCGGUGAUCGCAAAACAUCACAUUACUUUACGUCUACUACGUAUCAAGGGAUACGAGCCUCUCGGCAGAAUGACGCUUUCACACUGGGCUCGGUUACCGUUCCCAAAGUUGCGAAACCUGAUUCUUGUCAACCUAGACGACCAGCCUCCUGGUGAGGUACCGGACUUGACCAAAGAUUUAUGUGCCUUUCUGCGUCAGGCCACUGAAUUGCGACGCGCAGACAUUUCGAUAUCCAACCUGAUGAACGACAGCGUGCUCAGCUGCCUUGCAGAUAUGAAGCAGCUCGGUGAACUCAGACUCUCAUCUUGUACCACACUGUCCGAAAGCGGCUUUAUCCGGUUCAUCCAAAGUCCUGCGGUUCAAAAGAACCUAAAGAGUCUAGAAUUGGAUGAUGUGGACGUGCUCAAUGGCAAACUGCUCAACAUUAUGGGCGAAUCUUUGACAGUAUUUGAACAAGUGACUAUCGCUGCAUGUCGAAAUGUGCAUGUUCGCGAGAUACCUCAAUUCCUAGCCGAUAUCCGCGUUCCUUUGAAACGUUUCAACUUGGUGUGCUUUGUCAAGGCAGAUGAAUGUCCUGAUGAGUUGCUUGAUUCAAUUGUGGAUCAGCUCAAGAACAAGGCUGAGGAGUGGAAGUUUGUAUUGGAAACAACAUCCCAUAAUGAAGACUGGCUACCUUCUCUCUACCGGGUGCUCACAUCAGAAGACAGCUCAUAAAUAAUAGCGUACACACUCAAACAAAACGAGCAUGGCGACAAACACUUGACAUCGGCUUAUCGUCAUUAUUAUCCUCAUCACGUAGCGGCUUUAUCUUUUCUUCCUGUAAAUACCCUAGGACUCCCAACUCGUCAUUUACAUCAAGUUUUAUUUUGUUUUCUUUGACUUUGCGUAUACUAAUAUCCAUACAUAUAAUCCCUCUAGUCAUCGAAUCGAAG
Molecule: messenger RNA, 1791 nt
Organism: Zychaea mexicana
Lineage: Eukaryota; Fungi; Mucoromycota; Mucoromycetes; Mucorales; Lichtheimiaceae
Exons: 2
Coding region: 110-1573 (487 amino acids)
Molecular function (GO): protein binding
Source: RefSeq, a predicted model, not a curated record